UGCCUCUCUGUCUCACCCAAUUUGGAAUUUCCCAUUCUGUUAUUUUUUUUCUUAAGUUACCUAACACUUAUCCAAUUCGGAAGAUAUUUGAGACACAACAAGAAACUUAUGAGAACACUGAGAAGAUCUCUCUUGUUAGCUCUUUCAUGGCAUGUCUAUUCUUAGGGGCCUAUGCUUGUUUUGAUACAAUUGAUGGUGCAGGGAUGAACUUGAUGGAUAUAAAGAAAAGAGCUUGGUCUAAAGUUGCAGUGGAGGCUACAGCUCCAGGUUUGGAGGAAAAGCUUGGAAAGCUAGCUCCUGCACAUGUUGUUGCUGGUUCUAUUGCAUCCUAUUUUGCUAGUUCUAUUAAUGUCUUUUCAGGUAUAAGUUCAAUAAGAAUUGCUUGGUGGUUCAGUGGUCUGGAGACAAUCCUAACAGUUUAGCAGUUCCAUGACUCUCUUCAUAUUAUUAAUUGAAUUCUCUCUGUGACUUAAAAUUGCUCUAGUUUUCUAAUCAACCCCUAAUGCAUGUUUAUAGCAGUCUCCUCUCAAUAUGUACUUAAAGUCUAUAGUUAAAUUUAGUAUUAUUCUCUCCCUCAAAUAUUCAAUCUAUCACAUAGAAGUGAAUAGAGCGUAAUAUGUAUCGGCAACCAAAUUGAUACACACUCCUGGGGAUUUAGCAAUCAAUAAAGCAAUCAGUAUUUAAUCUAUUAAAUAUUCAAA
Molecule: messenger RNA, 701 nt
Organism: Gossypium raimondii (Peruvian cotton)
Lineage: Eukaryota; Viridiplantae; Streptophyta; Magnoliopsida; Malvales; Malvaceae
Product: xylulose kinase 2
Exons: 2
Coding region: 147-422 (91 amino acids)
Source: RefSeq, a predicted model, not a curated record